GUUGCAUGGCAUGCAGUCCAACCACAGAAGCUAGUAUGCUAUUAUCCAAAAUCCUGCAACUUCUGUGGUGCUCUUUAUCUCUCGUUUCUUCUACUAAUCCAACCCCAAAUCCUCCCAUCGAGCUAGCGCGAUUCAUACUUCAUCGCCAAUCACAACCAAAACAUCUGCUGCGUACAUUUUCAAUCAUGAACGACACAGUAGACAAACUUGUUAUCUUCCUGGCAAAGAGGGACGGCAUUGACAAGCUUGUCAAAACCUUCCAAUACGUCUCCAAGAUUGCGCACUGGCAUGCCGAGGCCAAGAACCCCGAAGUUGCGCAGCGAGCCAAGCAGUGGGAAGUUGCAUCCGGGCUUAGCCGGAAGGCCUUUCGAACGGGGCGGUUUCUCACGGGAUUCAAUGCGCUGAGAAGAAGCCCCGGCUCCAACCCUACGCUUCGGUUCCUAGCCGUUCUUGCUAAUGCAGGGGAGAUGGUCUACUUCUUUUUCGACCAUUUUCUCUGGCUGUCCAGAAUCGGGACUCUGAACCCGAACCUGGCGCGAAAGAUGAGCUUUAUAUCGGCGUUUGGUGAGUCGUUUGGGUAUGUUUUCUUCAUCGUUUUGGAUUUCAUUGCGUUGAAAGAGGGCGCGGAGGCGGAGAAAAAGGUUGCUGCCUUGGAGGACAAGUCUGCGGAGACGAAGAGCGAGAGUUUGAGAAAGAUUAGGGCUGAUAGAGUGAUGAGAUUAAUGGCAGUGGCGGCUAAUGUUGCGGAUUUGAUCAUCGGAAUCGCGGAUAUCGAGCCUAAUCCGUUCUGUAAUCAUGCCGUCACUCUUGGGAUUAGUGGUUUGGUAUCUGCAUGGUCCGGUUGGUACAGAAACUGGCCUUCAUAAGUGAUUGAGCUCUUGUUAAUUGUGUUUAGAGCUGAAGUUUGUAAAUUCAGUAUAUCUACUGCAUCGUUAUACAUAUAUAUAUAUAUAUAUGUUUAAUUUGAAGUUAUUAAACCAAUGCCACCUAAA
This is a messenger RNA of Pyrus x bretschneideri (Chinese white pear), 992 nucleotides long. Its product is annotated as peroxisomal membrane protein 11B-like. Gene Ontology annotation, cellular component: peroxisomal membrane. Gene Ontology annotation, biological process: regulation of peroxisome size; peroxisome fission. The transcript has a single exon. The coding region runs from base 6 to 866 and encodes 286 amino acids. The record is from RefSeq and is a predicted model, not a curated record. Lineage: Eukaryota; Viridiplantae; Streptophyta; Magnoliopsida; Rosales; Rosaceae.